Molecule: messenger RNA, 840 nt
Organism: Helobdella robusta
Lineage: Eukaryota; Metazoa; Annelida; Clitellata; Rhynchobdellida; Glossiphoniidae
Exons: 5
Coding region: 1-840 (279 amino acids)
Source: RefSeq, a predicted model, not a curated record
AUGACGUCAAGAUCCGGAACAGCACAUCCUUACACGCGAGGACAGGAAGUGGGAGGUUCCAGCCCGACGCAAGUCAUCCUAAUAAGGAGUGCCGUGUACGGACGCAUGCGGUUCGGCAGGUGCGUCAAGAGUCUGGAGUACGGAGCCCUCGGGUGCAAUGCUGACGUCAUCAACAUCGUGGACGCUAAAGUGGCAACCUGCCCACCCAACUCAUGCACGGCUCAGGGCCACCUCAUCCGACCACACCAGUCACUUGACCACCCAUAUGCCACCUCAACACACAAGCGAUCAUCCACCAUUGGCUACCUGGCGAGUUUAGUGACCGCGCAAACUGGAUGUGGCUCCCCACUUUGCCCUUGGGUUCUUGAACCACAACCCGGCCAAAAAUUUAAUUUAACUUUCUACGUCACAAGAAGAUACGUGGGUGAGGAUGGGGUCGACGGUGAAGUUGGUGAUAGCGGAAUGGAUCAUGACGUCAGAGAGCGACAAGAAAAAACUUGCCAGAGAUUGGCCAACGUGGUGUACACACCUUCUCAAGUUUCGAAGGACAUCACGAUGUGUGGUCUGAUGACGUCACAGAGGGUCGUCCACCUCGUCACUGCCCCGUCAGAGAAGGUCGAAGUCAAGUUGUUUUCUGGCUUAGCAGAGAACCCACUCUAUUUUGUUAUCGGCUAUGAAGUGAUUGGCUGUCCAGACAUCGUGCCCCCACCAAACGCCAACGCUAAAAGGCAGGGCGACGCGACAAUUGUAAAGUGCAACGACAUCGAGACCAUGUGGCACCUGACUUGUCUCGGAGUCACCUGGAUCGGUGAGGUCGGAACCUGUGACGUCAGAGGUUAA